AUGGCAGCCGAAACUCAGAAACGCGACAUUGUCAUCGUCGGCGGCGGCAUCAUCGGCGCAACAACAGCAUACUACCUCUCGCAGCACGCCAGCUUCGACAGGGAACGAGACAGCAUCACGCUGCUGGAGGCGACUGAGAUCGCCGGCGGCGCGUCGGGGAAAGCAGGCGGUCUGCUUGCUCUGUGGGCGUACCCAUCAUGCAUCGUCCCGUUGUCGUUUCGUCUGCACAAAGAACUCGCGGACCAGCAUGGCGGCGCGGAGCGCUGGGGGUACCGUGCUGUGCACUGUGGGCAGAUCGACAUGUACGGUGUGCUGAAAAAGGCGGGCGAGGAUGGCGUGAGUGGGCGCAGUGAGCAGUCGAAGAGUUUGCAGAAGCGGGAUGCGAAAGCACUCAGCCUGCUCAGAGCAGCGGGCGUGCCGCCGGAUCUGGACUGGAUCGCCGCAGACGCGGUGCAGAGCUACGAGGCCAUGGGCUCCCCGGGCGAGACCGCGCAGGUCCAUCCGUACCAGUUCACGACGAGCAUGGCGGCGCUGGCCGAGCAGAGCGGCGCCCGCAUCGUGUACGGCACCGCCACGCACAUUGAGAAGGAUAGCAGUGCCGUGACGGGCGUGCGCUACACACCCAAGCACGGCGGCGCGGAGAAGACACUGCACGCGCACACCGUGCUCAUCACCGCCGGACCAUGGACGCAGAGCAUCUGGCCCGCGGCCCCGAUCUCCGCCAUGCGCGCACACAGCGUCACGAUAAAGCCGACGAGACCCGUGUCAGCGUACGCGCUGUUCACAUCCAUCGAGCUCCCACGCUUGCCGGCUUCGAAGCGCGGCGAAACCGUCACGCCGGAGAUCUACGCCCGCCCCAACCAAGAGGUCUACGCCUGCGGCGAAGGCGACCAGCUCGUCCGUCUCCCCGCGUCCUCGGACCUGGUUCAGGUCGACGACAGCCGCUGCCAGGAUAUCAUCGACCACGUGUCUACCGUGAGCGAGGAGUUGCGGGAUGGUGAAGUCACGGCGCGACAGGCGUGCUACCUGCCGAAUGUAUCACGCGGGCAGGGCCCGCUCAUCGGCGAGACGGGUGUGAAGGGGCUGCUCAUGGGUGCUGGGCAUACGUGCUGGGGGAUUCAGAAUGCGCCAGGCACGGCGAAGUGUUUGAGUGAGCUUGUGUGGGAGGGUAAGGUUGGAAGUGCGGACUUGAAGAGUCUUGAUCCGAGGAGAGUCAUGUGA
Messenger RNA from Didymella exigua CBS 183.55, 1221 nucleotides. Its product is annotated as FAD dependent oxidoreductase. Gene Ontology annotation, cellular component: cytoplasm; late endosome. Gene Ontology annotation, molecular function: oxidoreductase activity. Lineage: Eukaryota; Fungi; Ascomycota; Dothideomycetes; Pleosporales; Didymellaceae. The record is from RefSeq and is a predicted model, not a curated record. The transcript has 2 exons. Gene Ontology annotation, biological process: retrograde transport, endosome to Golgi. Bases 1 to 1221 code for a protein of 406 amino acids.